Molecule: messenger RNA, 847 nt
Organism: Aphanomyces invadans
Lineage: Eukaryota; Oomycota; Saprolegniomycetes; Saprolegniales; Verrucalvaceae
Exons: 1
Coding region: 188-580 (130 amino acids)
Source: RefSeq, a predicted model, not a curated record
GAGCGUUGCAAUCGCAGCACCAUUUCGUUUCGCACUGGAGUUGAAGCGCCCUGUUGUUGCCUAGCGGGUUUGUUGGCCACAGUCCCUUGCCUGUACCCAUGUCGGCAACCCUCCCUGACACCUCACGUUAAGUCCUGUACGACCCAAGCUCGCCCUGUGAUUGGACGGACCUUUUUGAAACCACCCAAUGGGCAAACUCGACGGCCAUUGCAUGGCACACUCGGAGGAUUUUCAAGCUGCUCGGCAGAAGGUCAGCGGCAUGCCGCGCGUCGGCGUGGAUGUGCCGGGCGUCUCUCCAAGGAGGGCAUGUCCCGCAGUGACACGAUGCUGGCGUCGUCGUGCAUGGUCAACGGUACAUACAAGCGGUGAUGGCGGAAAAACAGGAGCAGCUCCAGGGCGGCACGGGACCCAUCGCUGGGGUAUCCACUCAACGCGUCACGCAAAGUCGGUCCAAUUCAAAGUGGAUUCGACCCAUGAUCUGCGGACAUCCAGGAAAUGCGGAACGCGACCACGUCGCCGUGCCAAUGUCAUUGCGCCAGUCCAGCAAGAGCAAACUUCCUCCAUCCCGCAGGAAGAGUAAGUAACGUGGGGGCCAGGGCAGUCUCGACGCAGAGUCUGUACACAUCAUCAAGGGCUAUCUCAAGUGGAUCCCCCAAUGCUGAUCAGGUCCCCUGCCGCCGCGAACGCAGCCAACUCUGUCCGUGCAUGGCCUCUCCCACCAUCGGAAGAUGCGAUCCUGUCGAACGUUCGGUUUUUCGUCCUCGCUGGUGCGGAGAUCGUACUUACGCAACAGCAUCCAAGCGCACUUUAGAGAACGUAUAAAAUAUGACCAUUCGAAGUACGAUUC